AUGGCGGAAGGUCCGCGCCAAUUUCACAUUGGGCCUGAUGGUUUACCUUCCAUUCAAAGGGCAAUUACUUCAAUGCAAGAGAAAGGAAUGGAAAAUGAUCCCAGAUAUUCACAACUAGUUGCUCUAUCUCGUUCAAUACAAAAUAAUGGACCCCGAUCCUUUCCUGUUCCUAACGAUGCCUGUAUUUAUCAAAGUGGUCAAGAACCCAACCGCUUAGGUCAAAUAAAGAAGACUACAGUGGACAACAAUAACAAUAAAGGUAGUAACUUUAGCGCAACGCAGUUACAACAAUUACGAGCUCAAAUCUUGGCUUAUAAGACGCUAGCGCGCAACCAGUCAUUGAAUGAUAACGUCUUAGACCUAGCAAAAGGUGAAAUGUCCAGUCACCAUUUACAGCAACAACAAAAUGGAAAUUCAUCAUCGAUUAAAGCAAUGCCGUUGACAACACUACAAGACAUGCAAAACAAUGUUCCAACUACGUCAGUGAAUUCACCUGCACAAACAGUUUCUAAUCCUUCACUCAAGAAAUCACAAAUAAAUGCUUCCGCUACGUACUUAGCAUUGACAGCCAAUCAAGAUAAGGGCAAUAAACUAGCUCCACUUUCGAAACCAUCGGGAAUCGAUCCAAAAGUUAUUUAUGAAGAAAGGAAUCAUAGAUGUAAUGCUCGAAUAAUGCAACGAAUUGUCGAAUUACAAAAUUUACCUGAUGGACUUAGUAAAGAAAUGACAAUGCGCGCCAAAAUUGAAUCAUUAGCUCUAAAGCUAUUAAAUUUUCAGCGCAAGCUACGAACGGAAGUUGUAGCUUGCACUAGAAAAGAUGCAACCUUAGAGACAACUAUAAAUCCGCGACUUUAUAAACGUACUAAGAGACAUUCUUUAAGAGAAGCUAGAACUACGGAAGAGUUAGAGAAACGACAACUCAUGGAACAGGAACGAAAGAAACGACAGAAGCAUCAAGAAUUCUUAAACAAAGUCCUUCAGCAUGGUAGAGAUUUCAAAGAAUACCAUCGAGCAACUGCUAUUAAAGUGAGCAAAUUAAGUAAAGCUGUAGCUUUGCACUAUGCUAACAGCGAACGAGAACAAAAGAAAGAAAGUGAGCGCUUAGAAAAGGAGCGAAUGAGAAGACUAAUGGACGAAGAUGAAGAGGGAUAUCGGAAACUAAUCGAUCAAAAGAAAGAUUCGCGUCUGGCUUAUUUAUUAUCUCAAACUGAUGAAUAUAUCGCGAAAAUGACUAAACUUGUGGUACAGCAUCAAAAGCAACAAAAUCAAAUAAUAAGACCCGAAAAACCGAGACGCAAAGUUGAAAAUGAAGAAGCUGACCGUAUUAAAGGUAAUGGUACGAAAACUUCGGAAAUAAGCACAUCGGGAGUAAAUUCUCCAUCAGAAAACUACUCUGAGUUUAAACAGGUCUUUUUUAGUUAUGCCUAUAAGUCAGAUGGCGAAAAUAAUACUCCUAAGAAAGAUAAAGGAAGCAAUGCGGGUGCCAAAAGUAUCUUGAAAGAAGAUGAUGAAUACAAUGUGUCAGGCAAUGCAAAGAACUACUAUAGUAUAGCUCAUAUGCAUCAAGAAGAAGUACGUGAGCAACCCAAAAUGUUAAUCAAUGGAACUUUAAAAUAUUAUCAGCUCCAAGGUUUAGAGUGGCUCGUUUCCCUUCUUAAUAAUAGUUUAAACGGUAUUUUAGCGGAUGAAAUGGGUCUUGGUAAAACGAUACAAACGAUUGCCUUGUUAGCUUAUCUUAUAGAGAAAAAGAAUAUGACUGGCCCAUUCUUGAUUAUUGUUCCUUUAUCCACUUUAUCUAAUUGGGUAUUUGAAUUUAACAAAUGGGCGCCAGCCAUCGUUAAAAUAGCAUAUAAGGGUUCACCUUUGAUACGUAAAGCUAUGCAUCCUAAAAUAAGAUCUGGAAGGUUUAAUGUUUGCUUGACAACGUACGAAUAUGUGAUUAAGGACAGAAGUGUGCUAUCGAAAGUAAAAUGGAAAUAUUUGGUAGUGGAUGAAGGCCAUCGCAUGAAGAACCAUAAUUGCAAGUUAACUCAAGUUCUAAACAGUGCCUACUUAGCGCCUCAUCGUCUUCUAUUGACCGGCACGCCUCUGCAGAACCAUUUACCGGAAUUAUGGUCAUUGAUGAAUUUCGUUUUACCAAGCAUAUUUAAAUCAUGUAACAGUUUUGAACAAUGGUUUAACGCUCCUUUUGCGACUACUGGAGAAAAGGUGGAGCUUAACGAAGAAGAGACUAUCUUAAUUAUACAACGUCUACACAAAGUUUUACGCCCGUUUUUACUGCGUCGAUUGAAGAGGGAAGUCGAGUCUCAGCUGCCGGAAAAGACUGAGUAUGUUGCCAAGUGCGAAAUGUCAGCCCUUCAACGAUUACUUUACGAUCAUAUGCAAAAACAAGGAGUUCUUCUGACGGACGGAUCUGAGAAAGAUAGAAAGGGUCAUGGUGGUACGAAGGCCUUAAUGAAUACGAUUAUGCAACUUAGAAAAAUAUGCAAUCAUCCGUUUCUUUUCCAACAUAUCGAGGAAGCACUAAGUGAGCAUUUUGGAAUGAAAGGAGGACUAGUUACAGGUGUCUUAAUAUUUUGUCAAAUGACGAAUUUAAUGACUAUUAUGGAGGACUAUUUGGUUUGGAGAGGCUUUCGUUAUUUGCGUUUGGAUGGUACAACCAAAGCAGAAGACCGUGGUCAAUUGCUAGCACUUUUCAACGCAGAAAAUUCUCCAUACUUUAUCUUUCUCUUGAGUACUAGGGCUGGAGGAUUAGGACUAAAUUUACAAAGUGCUGAUACUGUCGUCAUAUUUGAUAGUGAUUGGAAUCCUCAUCAAGAUCUUCAAGCGCAAGAUCGUGCUCAUCGAAUUGGUCAGCAAAACGAAGUUCGUGUUUUACGAUUAAUGACUGUACAAAGCGUCGAGGAAAAAAUACUUGCUGCUGCUAGAUAUAAGUUGAACGUUGACGAAAAGGUAAUUCAAGCUGGAAUGUUCGAUCAAAAAUCAACUGGUAGAGAGCGUCGCGCAUUCUUACAAGCUAUUCUAGUUCAUGAAACGUCGGAAGAAGAGGAAGGGACGGAAGUUCCCGAUGACGAUAUGAUAAAUCAAAUUAUCUCACGCUCAGAAGAGGAAUUCGACUUAUUUCAGCGCAUGGAUGUGGAAAGGAGAGAAUUUGAAGAUAAGGACCCUUUUCUGAAGAAUCUUGGACGUUUAAUGAUCCAGAGUGAACUCCCUGCUUGGCUGGUAAAAAAUGAACAGGAUGUCCAGAAACUAACUAUUGAAGAAGAGGAAGAAAAACUUCUAGGACGAGGGUCACGUCAAAGGCGAGAAGUCGAUUAUACUGAUGGAUUGACGGAAAAGCAAUGGCUCAAGGCGAUUGAAGAUGGUAACUUAGAGGAGCUUGAGCUGAAGAAGAAAAAAAGAAAAUCGGAAAUAAAAGAAACGGAGUGUAGUGAAUCACCUCCACCACCACCACCGCCACCACCACCAGCAGUUGUUAAUAAGAAGAAGAGGGGUAGAUCAUUAAGAGAAGAUUAUGAUCCGAACCCUAAGGAAUUAGUCGAAGAUAUGAAAAAAUUAAUUCGAACCGUUGUAAAUUAUACCGAUAGCACUGGUCGUCGCUUGAGCGAGAUAUUUAUGGUUUUACCGUCUAAACGAGAUCUCCCUGAUUAUUAUCAAAUCAUCAAGAAUCCAAUCGAUAUCAAAAAGAUUAAGGAGAGAAUAAACAUGCAUCGUUACAGACAUAUUGAUAACCUGGAGGAAGAUGUUUUACUAUUAUUUCAGAAUUCUAGAAUUUAUAACAUGGAAGGUUCUCAGAUAUAUGAAGAUUCUUUGGUGCUUGAAAAUGUCUUCUUAGAAGCUCGUGAAGCUCUAACUGGAAGUGCUAGUGCUAGUGAAGAUAGCUUUGAAAGUCAAAAUUACAAGCAGAAUGAUACGGAAGAAAAUAAUAAAGAAGGUCAUAUUCGGCUGAAACUCAAGAUUAAAGAUAUUCCUGACGUUAAAGUAUCGUCAUCUUCCGCCAGAAAAAGACGCAAUCGAGGACGCCCACGUCUGUAUGAUGAAGAGGAUAAUGACUAG
This is a messenger RNA of Trichoplax adhaerens, 4056 nucleotides long. RefSeq lists its product as uncharacterized. Gene Ontology annotation, biological process: positive regulation of transcription by RNA polymerase II. Gene Ontology annotation, molecular function: DNA binding; ATP binding; ATP-dependent chromatin remodeler activity. Gene Ontology annotation, cellular component: nucleus. The record is from RefSeq and is a predicted model, not a curated record. Lineage: Eukaryota; Metazoa; Placozoa; Uniplacotomia; Trichoplacea; Trichoplacidae. The transcript is spliced from 39 exons. The coding region runs from base 1 to 4056 and encodes 1351 amino acids.